GGUGUGUGUCUAGUGGGAGAUAUUUAAGGGGGCUGGGAGGGACGGAGCAGAUGGAGCGGAGCAUCUGUCACAGAGAGGACCCGGGCAGAGGAGGGAGAACAGGUGUCAGCGCCAGGUGAUAACGCGGGAGGGUACAGAUACUAACAUGACACUAAACAAAAUAGAGAAGCUGGGGGGACUGUGGCAACAUCGGGGAAGUCUUCCUCUUCCAUCUGAUUCCCGGCGGCGGGGUAGUAUGCCCUUGCCUUACAAACACCAACUGAGACGUGCCCAAGCUGUAGAUGAGCUUGACUGGCCCAGUGUUCAUUCUGGGUCAUCCGACUCUGUGAGGUCCACCGACAGUAACCCGGAGCCUGGGCUCUAUAAAGUGAUGUUACUUGGUGACAGUGGAGUGGGAAAGACAACACUUGCUGGGAUAUUUGGAGGUGCACAAGACACUUUUCCCCAUGAAACGGAGCAUCCAGAGGAUACAUAUGAAAGGAAUCUGACAGUGGAUGGGGAAAAUACAACAUUACUGGUUUAUGAUAUCUGGGAACAGUCAGGGCAACAUAGCUGGAUGCAAGACAGCUGUCUACAGAUGGGGGAUGCCUUCCUACUAGUAUUCUCAGUGACAGAUCGUGGCAGUUUCCAGCGCCUACCUGGUCUACUUCUAAAACUACGCACUGCUCGUCCACACCGCCACGUUCCUGUGAUUCUUGUUGGCAACAAGGGAGACCUAGCACGCUCCAGAGAGGUCAGCAUGGAAGAGGGACGCUCCUUAGCAGGCAUGUUAAGCUGUAAGUACACAGAGACAUCUGCUGCCCUUCACCAUAAUACUCAGGAGCUGCUUGAGGGUGUUGUCAGACAGAUUCGUCUACGAAGAGAUGAAGGAGAACGUAGUCCUCAACCAGCCACUCUCCUACCACCAGGACGCAGAGAAAGUAUGACUAAAAGAGCGAGACGUCUCUUGCAAGGGAUUAUUGGAAAACAUCGUGGCUUUUUCAAGCAAAGGUCAAAAUCUUGUCAUGACCUCUCUGUGCUGUGAUCACUGAACCAUACUGUCUAUGUGUCAUGAUGGAGUCAGACUGGCCACUUUACCUCGUGGGGGGCCACAUAAGUGAGGGAACCCUGGAUAUCAUCUUAUAUAGGGUUAUACAAGUAGAGUGUGCUGAAAAGGCUAACCACAUCACCAGGCAAGCUGAGGCUUAGCAAAGGUAUGUCAUGGUAGCAUAAAGCACAUUGCUUGAUGUGACAUCUGUGAAUUAUAUUUCAUUAUAUUCUCAAAGGUGAUAAUAACCGAUUGCCUAAGUGAUAGUAGCACAAAGUGUUUUUAAGCUUCUGUUGUGUGCAAUGGAAGCUCUCAAGAUGCAGACUGCAGGAAGCAUACGGAGAAUAUGUACUUACUAUCCACAUACGCAAAACUAAAAAACAGCAUGGAUGAAAAUGAACUACAAUGUUACAUAUACCAGUUAAGAAUUAAAAAUGGGCAUCAAUGUGUUUGAUGCAUGUUUUUGUCCAGUCAGCACUGAAUGCUCUAUAUUGAGAGUAGAAUGGAAAGGACCUUACAACGUGUUACAGUGUAGGAGUGGGGUAAUAACACAGCAAUGUAAUACAUUGUAGAGCAGUCCUAUUUUAGUUGACUUGUCUGUGUGUUUGUAAUUCAGAUUUUGUCUCUGUGCCCUAUGCCCAUCAGUUUUUAAAUAUAAGAAAAUAUUAUAUCUCACUGCACUUUAUGAGAUGGUACAUGUCAUACCAUUUUCCGUACAUUUCUCUAUGGGCAGAAAGUGGGACAUUUCCAGUGCCCCCUCUAGUUGGCAUUAGGCACAGAGAAGGCCUACAUCUUUUAGCUACACUCUGAUUACUUGGCUGAUGCUGGGUUUUUAUAAUCCAUGGGCUCCGACCAGAAGCCUUUUGAACAAUCACCAGCUACCAUAUAUUAGUUUCUCCAUGGGUCAAGCAGGAGGGUGCAAGGGGGCAUCAUGUCAGAAGUUCAUUUAGGAGGUCAAUACAAACACAAGAUUGUAAUCCAAAGGAAAAAAGCCACCAGCCAUUUGUCACUUAUUGUCACUUACCUCCCAUGCUGAAGCUAUUCAAUAAACUGUGUAAAUGUCAGCAAGCUCAAUGUCAAAAAGAUAUUAUGGACUGGAGGCUAUUCUGUCUUUAGCUGUAAACCAUAUGUGGACUGGGGUUGUGUUUUAGCAUGCCCUCCAAGUGAGCAAGUGCAAUGCUAAAGCCGAAAUAAACACAUUUCACUUCAAA
Messenger RNA from Pseudophryne corroboree (corroboree frog), 2238 nucleotides. It is a transcript of the gene REM2, whose product is annotated as RRAD and GEM like GTPase 2. Gene Ontology annotation, molecular function: calcium channel regulator activity; GTPase activity; GTP binding. Gene Ontology annotation, biological process: negative regulation of high voltage-gated calcium channel activity. Lineage: Eukaryota; Metazoa; Chordata; Amphibia; Anura; Myobatrachidae. The transcript has 5 exons. The record is from RefSeq and is a predicted model, not a curated record. The coding region runs from base 146 to 1024 and encodes 292 amino acids. Gene Ontology annotation, cellular component: plasma membrane.